AACAAAUAGCAUCCACUAGUAAUAGAGACUCCAAGCCAGUAAAAUGCUAUCAUCGGUAAUUCUUUCGAUUGUUCUCUUCAGCUGUGCAUUCGGCGCAGAUCCACGAUGUCCGCGAGAGGAAAAUCUUGCUGUAGCAGUUCAUCUGCCGCACCCAACCGAUUGCGGCAAGUUUUUAACUUGCAACUGGGGUGAUACCGUAGUUCAGGACUGCCCCGGAGGACUUCACUGGAACGAUAGGUACCGCUAUUGCGACUGGCCAGCACAAGCGAACUGCAUGUCUGGGGAGGAGGAGGAGGGAUCGGCUUUGUGCGUUCCCGGCGAUCUAGAACCACACUCCGAAUGUAGCAAAUUCUACAUCUGCGCAAAUGGAAAGCGACUGGAGCUAAGUUGUGCACCAGGGCUACAUUUCAACCCAGAUGCGAAGGUCUGUGAUUACCCGAAACGGGCUAACUGCGAACAGUUAAGUACGGAAUCCACUUCACCAGCGCCGACCACUGGUUUAUCGGGUGGGGAUGAGGUAACCGAAGAUAUUACAGAUACCACACCCGGAUUGCCCGAAACUACAGCAACGGAACCAGUUAUGGAGAGUGAGCCGCCAUCCACGCCAAACCUGAGCAGUCCAACAUCUUACGAAUUUGUCAGAUCACAUGACACAGUUGAAGAAUAUACAACGGACAGUCAACAUGAUGUGUAUUCAAACUACUUGUAUGACAAGUGAUCCUUUUUAACAAGAUGAAAUAAAGUGUAGUGAACAUAUUUUAGAAUAUGUAAUAACCAUACAAGAAAACAAUAAAUACAUAUGUAAGUCAGUAAAACGGAA
Messenger RNA from Toxorhynchites rutilus septentrionalis, 820 nucleotides. RefSeq names its product peritrophin-1-like. Gene Ontology annotation, cellular component: extracellular region. Lineage: Eukaryota; Metazoa; Arthropoda; Insecta; Diptera; Culicidae. The transcript has a single exon. Gene Ontology annotation, molecular function: chitin binding. Bases 44 to 718 code for a protein of 224 amino acids. The record is from RefSeq and is a predicted model, not a curated record.